Messenger RNA from Stylonychia lemnae, 177 nucleotides. Lineage: Eukaryota; Ciliophora; Spirotrichea; Sporadotrichida; Oxytrichidae. The record is from the annotation of a GenBank genome assembly.
AUGAGCACUAAACAAUUAUCAACAUUUGCUAGGCAAAUAACCCCUAGAAACAAUGAACGACAAAUCGAUAAAUAAUUGGAUGGAGUUGAAUAAAAACGAGAUAGUGACGAUGAUUCAACUUCGAACGAUGAUGCUACUGAUGAUGAUGAAGUUUUAGAUGAGUAAAAGAUGGUAUGA